AAAAGGAGGAAGACGAGUCUGCUGUGAGUUGUGACGCGUGAAUGUCGUUUCGAUUGGAACCCGCCGAUGAAAAUGAAAAAUUAUUUAGUGGUUAAGAAGCUGUGUUAGCGAAUCCAAGGGCUCUGCCAAUCGACUCCCGGAGCCUCCUUAGAUAGCCGUAGGGGUCGUUGUUUUUAAGUGUUUUGUAAGUGAACCAUGGCCAGGUUACUAGUGAUGGUGGUGGUGUUGGCUGCCGCGAUGGGGCUGGACGGCGGAGGAGAUGUUGUGGUGUCGGCCACCUCCGUCGAUUCCUGUUCCCCCGUCAGCGGCGUCUAUCACAGCAAGGGCUUCGGCGAACGCGUCCCCAGUCAUCCUAUUCCAGGUGACCACCUGAAGAUGUGUCAGGGAGAGACAACAUGCUGCACUGACGUCAUGGAGCGAAAACUGAGUGUCGAGAGUCGACAGGAAUUCGACAACAAUCUUAAAAAUCUUCUGAACCCUAUGGCCAGUCUGCUUGCCAAGAAAAAUGUUAAAUUAAAUGACCUUUUCGGAAAGCUUUUGAACUUCAGCCGAAGAAGCUUUGAUGAGAUGUUCAGCAAGACCUAUGGAAUCAUCUACCAGCAGAACGCCUACGUCUUUACGAAUCUAUACGACAACCUCGAGAAAUACUUCAAGCACGGGGAACUAGACCUGAAGGACACAAUGGACGAUUUCUUCAAGAUGCUCUACCAGCGCAUGUUCACCGUUUUCAACGCCCAGUAUUCAUUCACCCCUAAGUACUUACAGUGCGUUACUCAGCAUAUGGAGGCGCUGCAGCCCUUUGGUGAAGUGCCAAAGAAAUUAACGACGCAGAUAAAACGAAGUUUUGUGGCAUUACGGACGUUUGUUCAAGGUCUUGCCACAGGGCGAGAUGUGGUUAAGAAUGUUCUCAAGGAGAACCUUAGUAAGACUUGUGUACACGAGUUGAUGAGGAUGACCCAUUGUCCCACCUGUUCGGGUCUCAUGAAUGUGCAAGCUUGUAUGCCUUACUGCAGAGAUGUUAUCAAUGUUUGCUUAGCCCACCAUCAACCUCUUGUUGCUCAUUGGAUUGAAUAUGUUGAUGCUAUGGUGAUUGUGGGUGACAGGUUGGAGAACCCCUUCAACAUUGAAAAUGUUGUGCAGCCAGUUAAUUAUAAGGUGUCUGAUGCUAUCAUGAAUUUCCAAGAAGCAGGCCAUGAAAUUUCAACCAAGGUAUUUCAAGGUUGUGGAUCACCCCGACUAGGCCGCAACACAAGGGAGGUUGUCACAGGAGAGCUAUCUCAAGAGUUUCUGGAGUUUUCCAACUCCCGCCAGGAUGAAGAUGUCACCAGAGAAGCUGAGAGCAUUUCUGUCAGCAGGCACAUUCAUGAAAUCAAGACCAAGAUAAAGAAUUCUCGAGAUUUUUGGACAGAGCUGCCAAACAAGAUGUGUAAGGAUGCCAUGAGGCAGGACUCUUCUAAUUGUUGGACAGGUGUAAAGCUGGGAAAAUAUGAUGCCAAACCAAGUUUGAAUAGCACUAAGGCAACACCAAGUUCUGAGAUGAAUGUCCAAAUUAUGAGGUUGAAGGUGAUAACAAGCAAGCUUCAAGAGGCAUACAAUGGACGAGAUGUGUCUUGGAUUGAUGAUGAAUCCUGGCUGAACAAUGGUGGUAAACAAGAUGAAGAGGCUGUAAGCAGGGAGGAAGGGAGUGGUAGUGGAUCAUCCUUGCCCCACUCUCCAGGCCACUACCCUCCAGAUGAUGAAGAUGGGUAUGCAAAUUCAGAUAGUUAUGCUGGUUCUGGAGCUGAUGGUUACGAUAUAAGUAGUACAAGUGAAGGAUCAGGUGAUUAUGGUUCUGGAGAUGGAUGGAGAAAAGAAGUCUACGAAGAUGUUCCCAUCAAAGUGAGAGGAAAGGAUCGCGGAUCAGCACCUCCAAUGUACGAUCCACAUAGCCCAAGCGGUGGAAGACCUCGAAAUCCUAAGCCUGAGGCACCUCAUGGUGGACCAGAGCAACCUCCGUCUGCAGCUGCCAAAGAGAGUAUGUCACUAUACCGUGCCAUAACAAUUUACAUGUUGCCAGCCUUCAUCAUGUUCCUGGGCUCUAUUGCAUAAGCCUUUACGCAUGACAGAAGCUCAAAACAUCCUGGCAGAAGAAAGGCCAGGUUAGAAUCAGGGAUUGGUGUGGGUCUUAAAACUUGAUAGGAAUGCCUUCAGGAAAAGAUUUAGUGCAACUGAGGACCUGUGGAAAUUCAUUGUAAUUUUGAUUGCCAAUAGAGUGAAGCCUUUUGAAGUUAAGUAACCUCUUAUAAUUUUAUGGCACAAGAAAAACAUGCCACAACUUUGAAAUCAAAGGCAUUCUAAUCAUACCAAUGUAUAUUGAAUUGUGGGAUGCAUAAAUGCUCCAUGAAUUACCUUCAACUUACGGAUUGAAAUGGAAAAUCAGAGAUUUAAGAUGAGGAUGCUCCACUUUGAUAGGAGAAAGAGAUAGAGAGAGAGACAUCUUUUGUGCUAAUCAUUGGUUGGUGUGUGACUGAAGAGUUUCAUGGAAGGGAAAGUGUUAUUAUGAAUUCCUUCAGACAUGUAACUAACAUUUGGAGGUGUAACAUAUGAUGCCCCAUACCAUGAAAACGUGACAAGUGUGUGCCAUGAUUGUGAAGUUGCAUAGCAUUACUCACUUUUUUUUUUCUUUUUUACAGUAUUUAUUAACGUACAGUAAAUCUACUGAAAGCUUAAAGCCAUAUGUAAUUAUCUUUUUACUUCUGUAUACUGCUUUUACUAAUGUUAUGUUUUAUCAUCACCAUUGUAUUUACGGAUGAAAUUUUUAAGUAAUGACUGUUGUUAGGUUUUUCUUAUUCUUUGGCGGACAGGAUUUCAGUUUUUUCAUACAUCCCUCUAAAAUGUAAUGCAUGUGAUCCUUUUAUUAUUUGCUGUGAUAGGUAACUGCAUCAAAAUUCUGGUCUGCAAUCAAAACCUUAGCCGUCCAGGCACAAAAUCUAUAGACGAUACUACCAUCAUGAUUUGAAAUGUUUUUACAUUAAUUUGGUCCAGCCAUGAUGUGCAUAUGUUGCACUCAUUUUAUGUAUGAAUGUUUCAUGCCCUGCAUCGUAUGUGUUUGCCAUUUUCUUAGAGUAAAGAAACUGUAGAAUCAUCUUACAUCAUUACAUGUCAUGCUAUGUCCGUGUAAAUGUUUUCAUCAUCAUUGUGGGAAACCAUAUUGUGGUUUGUGGUUAUAUAUAUAUAUAUACGUAUUCUUUUCAUAUAGGCCGUGAAUCGUGUGAAUGCAUAAUAAUCACCAGUCAGUUAACAUAAUAGCUUCUUCAAUGUCAUUCUAAAAGAUGAAAGUAAAAUUAGUUGUUUCUUUUGUGGCUAAAAGGUUUGUGCAGCACAGGCUGUUAUGUUGUUUGCUGUUAAUAUAUUGUAAUUGUACAGCAUAGUCUGUUAAUUACUACCAAACUAGGCUAGGAACAGCAAUAAGACUGUAAAAAAAGGAAACAUAAGCAUACUGUAGGCAAAGCCUAAAAUCAAAAUCCUGUUCCAUAUCCCAAGUGAAAGUUGGGUAUUAUGCAGGAGAGGUUAAUGAAAAUAUUACUGAAGCAGACAUCUACGUCCCGUGUCCUGUGUUUCUGAUGACUCUUAAUGUCUUGGUACUGAUAACCUUAAGACUUAUUUAACUGUAUCUUCUCCAAUAGUACAUGAAAGAUGAUCUCAUGAGCUUAAAGUGUCUCUACCUCCUGCUGCUCUAUUCCAAAAAAAAAUACACAGACUUCAAUUGUGAGCUUGAAAGAUAAUGAAUGUUCCUCCAGAGAUGGAAAAUAAUUUAUGUUAACAAAAACUGAAAAUGUGAAAAAGGAAUAUUCAGUUAAAAUAAGCUCAAGUACUUGCCACAUAUCUAUGCUUUAUCAAUAGAAAACAAAAUGACUGGAGAAUUAGCUCAAGUUUAUAUGAAAGUAUUUUGUAGUUUUCUGAUAAUGAAUUAUACAGGCUCAGUGCACAGUAGAAUGGACUGCCCUUGUUAAAAUCCUACUUGAGUCACAAACUCUUACUAUUUGAGAGAUGGUAAUUUUCUUUUAGCAAAUUAUACUUUAUACUGAUUAAGGCAGAUAUUGUCAUUUGUAACAGAAAGCGAUAUUAUCCUAGCGAAAAUGUUGGAAAUAUCAAUCGACUCUUGUAAUUAAUUUGGCUAUUAUACGUUGACGACGUGUUGUAUAAUGUAGAUUGUUUUAUAUUUUUUAUAGGUUACCUGCCUUAUAUCAUUUAUCAUGGAGUCAUGUCUGUACUUAGAAAACUCAUUUGUUCUGUCAUUCUAAAGAACUGGUGUACUCUACCUGUACUGUAUGCAUUUUUUUUUACAUAUAUAUAAAGGUAUUCCACCAUCUUAUUUCUCUCCUGUAGCAGUCCCUUUGGAGAUGAAGUGCUUGAGUGAUUGCCUUCUUGUAUUCUACUUUAAGCCUAUGCAAAUUUAGUUCUUUCUUUCUUGUUAUAGGCCUCUAUGAUUUAUAAAUACAGUAAUAUGGAAAUCAUAUUUACUGUGACAUCUUGAUUGGUAAAUUGCAAUUAUAACAGAUGGUUUUGUCUGAUAGCAAGAUCUUGCAUCUCUGAAAACAAUUCAGAAAACAACAAAAAUGUAAUCAUCAUUGAUAUCUGAACUUUAGAUGGUUGGGUGCUAAUUAGCAUUGUCAUUAGUAUGGUAUAAUGUAACAAUAUUACUUAACAUACAAGUAUACAUAUAUUAGAAAAUUUAAAUUUCAAGAAAUUUCAAGAUUUUUUCCUUCCAUUUUUAACAAUGUUAAUACCAAAAAAAUCUGUCACCAGCAAAAUGCACUUUUUCAACCCCUUUAGGUAUUCUAAAAAAGUGUCAUCCUGGUUGAAAGGCCUCCUGAGGAAAUAGACAAAUGGAUGUUUUAAUUUUUUAUGUUCCCUUACUAUACUCAGGGUGUACCUACUUACUUGAUUCCAUUGUACUUUGUUUAACAGGUAGCUCUUUCCAGUUGAGUAGUCAACAUUUCUUCCACUUAUAGUGUGUUCCAAAGAAUUUUUUUUUAUAGACUACUUCUGAAAAUGGGUAGGUGUCAUAUAUCAGAGGGAAUUAUUUUCAGAGUCUUGUCAUUCUCAUCUUAAAUAAAUUCUUAUAUUACUUAAAAAUUAAAUUGUACUCACCAUAGCUCAGCUUUGAAUUUCCUCUUCUCCUCAAUUAUGAGUACUGGAUAUCCCUUUGUAUAGUCAAUUUCCCUUAUAUAAGAUAUUGAAAAUAUUGUAAUGAUGUAGUGACUGAGCUCGACGACCGAAUUUCCAAAGCGGUUCAAUAUUGUUUUCAUAAUAGCGACCUUACCUCUGUUUUGAUAAAUUUCCAUUGCUGGAUAGAAAGAUUUUAAGGGGCUUGUAAUUUCCCUGAAAUGGAAAAUGAAAGUGUUUAAUGUUAUUUAAUCCAUAUCCAGAUGGUAUAUUAUGGUUAAAAGCUUUCUAUUGAAAAAUAUAAUAGCUUGAAUGACCUUGAAGUCAGUCAUAUAAAUAAUUCACUUUGGAGUAAUAAUGCAUUUAAAUAUUUUGCAUUUAUGUCGUGACGUGUAAAUUUAUAGACUGUAACAACCUGUAUCAAUCAUCUGGCACUGUACGAAAUUCCACUCUGUAGAGAUGUCUGUACAGAGAUAUUUUGUUAUUUUAUUGUACAUAAUACAUAAUGCAAAAAUC
Macrobrachium nipponense is the source of this 5664-nucleotide messenger RNA. It is a transcript of the gene dlp, whose product is annotated as glypican-4-like. Bases 196 to 2088 code for a protein of 630 amino acids. Gene Ontology annotation, biological process: regulation of signal transduction; regulation of protein localization to membrane; cell migration. The transcript has 10 exons. Lineage: Eukaryota; Metazoa; Arthropoda; Malacostraca; Decapoda; Palaemonidae. The record is from RefSeq and is a predicted model, not a curated record. Gene Ontology annotation, cellular component: cell surface; synapse; extracellular region.